AUGGUCCAGGAGGGAUCCUCGCACCCGUCGGGUCCAGGGGAGCUUGGCCACACUCCGUCCUCGGGGCAUCAAAAGGGGCAAAAUCUGAGCCUCCCACGCGCUCCUCUACUCGAUGGGCAAGGCGCAGCCACGGUGCCCGUCCCAUCACCUCUCAGCGGUCUAUUUAGGGAGAUGCCUCGUCUGGAAGAUAUCACCCGUGAUCCCCGAAGAGGGAUCAUCGACUAA
Messenger RNA from Parascedosporium putredinis, 225 nucleotides. NCBI's taxonomy places the organism in Eukaryota, Fungi, Ascomycota, Sordariomycetes, Microascales, Microascaceae. The record is from the annotation of a GenBank genome assembly.